Molecule: messenger RNA, 1625 nt
Organism: Penaeus monodon (black tiger shrimp)
Lineage: Eukaryota; Metazoa; Arthropoda; Malacostraca; Decapoda; Penaeidae
Gene: Ssb-c31a
Product: RNA polymerase II transcriptional coactivator KIWI-like
Exons: 4
Coding region: 166-522 (118 amino acids)
Biological process (GO): positive regulation of transcription initiation by RNA polymerase II
Molecular function (GO): DNA binding; transcription coactivator activity
Source: RefSeq, a predicted model, not a curated record
GCAUUAACCAUAGGUAUUCCGAUUUUUACACCAGAGAAGGACUAAACCCAUGCCAUUAUCGAUCCUCGCGCACGGACUGAGACAGAACCCUCACCCGAAGAAAAGCAGCGCGACAGAAAAUCGAGAAAUUCCCGUCCUCCUCGUACUCCCAGCGCCAGAACCAGAAUGCCGAAGGACAAGGAUCUGAAGCACAAAUCCAAGAAGCUCAAGAGCGAAGAGUCCUCAAAGCGCAAAGCUGACUCAGAUGAUGAUGAUACAAGUGAUACAUCGGUGGAGGAUGAACCUGUACAGAAGUCUUCAUCUGGGGAUCAUAAGACCAAUGAACAGGGGGAGCCCUUCUUGAGUAUAGAUAAGAACCGAAGGGUCACAAUCAGAGAGUUCAAGGGCAAGACUUACAUUGACAUCCGUGAGUUCUACGAGAAGGAUGGAAAGCUCUUGCCAGGAAAGAAGGGCAUUUCACUGUCUGUUUCCCAGUACAACAACUUGAAGUCUGCUAUGACCACUAUUGAUAAAUUACUGUAGAUCUGCAUUCAGAAGUUCAUGGGUGUAUUGGUGUGUUCUACAUAUGGAAGUGUCAUGUGAUGUAUGUUAAUGAUAAAUGAAAAACAAGAGGCAGUUCAUGCUAACUUUUGCAUGGUAGUAAUGAUUUUGUUUUUACAAAAUAUCAGUCUCAAAGUAACAGUACCAUUCCAAAUUACUGAUAGUGGGAAGAAAGAUGUUCCUUUUUCAAAUUUACAAAUGAGAGUUUGUGUGUAGCUACGAAGAUAAAUGUUGAAGCCUUUUUUUAUGCAAUUUAUUUUAUGAAACACUAUAAUUUUUUAAAAAGAGGAGAUUCAUUUUGUCAGAAAACAUCAUAAUAAAAAAACAAAUAUUUUGUUUGUCUUUGUUUAUUCCUGAAACUAUUGUUUGAAAGGAAAUUUGUGUUGACUUAUAUUCACUGCAUUAUUUUCAUUAUCUAGUGGCCUGAGAAAGAUAUGCCAUUUACUUUUUGAAAGUAAGUCAUAUUAUAUAAUUAUAAGAUUCACAAUAUCUUGCAUAUUAUAAAGUCUUCAUACCUGGAUCCACAGUAAUCAAAAAGACGUAAAAAUACCCAUGCAAUAAGUUGUAAAAUGCUUAAAAAGAACAGUAGAAUGUAUAGUGAUGAGUUUUUGUGAACAGUAGUGUCUUUGGAUUGUUAGUGUCAGUAUAAGUAAAAAAAAAAUAUGUAACAACAUUUGAAUUAUAUGAGCUUGAUUAAUGCUAUGGUUCACUUGAUAUCAUGUAUGAAAUACACACUUGUUUGAUACUUUUCAUGCCGGUAAUUGAUAAACAAGAUAUUAGCUAUCAAAGUCAGAUAUAAAAUUUUGUACAGGCAAUGCUUAUUUUGUUGAAGGAGCACAUUGAUAGAUUUAAAAUUAAAUGAUUAAAACAUGCAUACUAGAAAAAAAUUAUAUUGGCCAAGAAUUAAGAGGCUGAUCAAUAAUAUUGAUUCACGUGAUAGAUAUUUUAUUUAAGAAAGUGCCAUUAUGACAUUCAAGUUACCAUACAUUAAUUUCAAAUUUGCUAUAGCAACUUUCGGAUGUUGUGAUUAUAUGUUCCCAUUUAAAUGUACAUGAUCUUGAUCAUAAAUAUGUGAAAAUGUGAAA